AUGGCUUUUGAACCAUCUCUUUCAACGAGUGGCAUGCGCCCUCCACUUGCCUCGGCUGAUGCGCCAUCAAUGGCGGACUCGUUGCCCAGCAUCAACUUUGGGUUCGAGGACCUGCGCAAUCGCAUGGCCCAAUUUACAAUCAAAUUCGAUGCAUUCAUUGAGAGAGGCCGAAAGCAAGUCCUGGAAGAGCGUAAUCAGUUCCAUAUCAAUCUGGCUGAGCUUGAAGAGGACAAGCGGAUGCGACAGCGCGACAUCGAAAUUCUCACAUUGAAAUCACAAACACACGAGCAGACCCUCCAGAAAGAAGCGGCCGAGGCUGCUGAAAUGCAUGCCGCCAUCUCCUCUAUCACACUGGAACGUGAUUCCCGCCUCACCAAGCGUGACCGUUUGAAGCAGCAGAUCGCAGAGACCCAGAAAUCCAUCAACGUGAAGCUCGAGGCGCAAAAGGCACACGCAAAACAACUAGAUGCUCAAUCACGUCUCAACUUCCCGGAGCUAGAUUUCUGGCAGGACUAUUUGUGUAUACGGAUUGAGGGUGCGGGCCGCGAAGACCGACUCAAAUUUGUUUACAGCCAUUUGUUGGAGAAAGAUUGGGAAGCAGAAGCUUGGUUUGAGUUGGGCACUGCCAGUCGGGACUACGAGGUGUUCCAUACACGUCCCAAAGUUGACCGAGAUGCUUUGGAGGGCGUGGUUGAUCUUGUUAAUGAUGAUCGAGAUUUUGGAGCAUUCUUGAAGCGAAUGCGCAAGUUGUUCGUUGAAGCUAUGGACUAA
Penicillium antarcticum is the source of this 771-nucleotide messenger RNA. RefSeq names its product kinetochore Spc25 family protein. Bases 1 to 771 code for a protein of 256 amino acids. The record is from RefSeq and is a predicted model, not a curated record. Gene Ontology annotation, biological process: chromosome segregation. Lineage: Eukaryota; Fungi; Ascomycota; Eurotiomycetes; Eurotiales; Aspergillaceae. Gene Ontology annotation, cellular component: Ndc80 complex. The transcript has 2 exons.